Molecule: messenger RNA, 4616 nt
Organism: Colius striatus (speckled mousebird)
Lineage: Eukaryota; Metazoa; Chordata; Aves; Coliiformes; Coliidae
Gene: SCAMP1
Product: secretory carrier membrane protein 1
Exons: 9
Coding region: 153-1172 (339 amino acids)
Biological process (GO): protein transport
Cellular component (GO): trans-Golgi network membrane; recycling endosome membrane
Source: RefSeq, a predicted model, not a curated record
CGGUGGCUGGCGGGCGGUAGAGGGGGCGGGCUCGGGCCCGGGUUGCAGCGGUUGUAACAGCGGCGAGGGGUAACCCGCGAGCCCGCGAGCGUCGGGGCCGCCGCAGGGGGAGAGCCGCCACGCAGUGAUCGCAGCACCCGCAAGCCUCUGACAUGUCCGACUUCGACAGCAACCCCUUCGCUGACCCGGACCUCAACAACCCCUUCAAGGAUCCUUCUGUUACGCAAGUGACAAGAAAUGUUCCUCCAGGGCUAGAUGAGUACAAUCCUUUCUCCGAUUCAAGAACGCCUCCUCCAGGAAAUGUGAAAAUGCCUAAUGUACCCAGUACUCAGCCAGCAAUAAUGAAACCAACGGAAGAACCACCUGCUUACACACAGAUUGCAAAGGAGCAUGCCUUGGCCCAGGCAGAACUGCUAAAGCGUCAAGAAGAACUGGAAAGAAAAGCAGCUGAACUAGAUCGCAGAGAAAGGGAAAUGCAGAGUCUCAAUCAGCAGGGGGGUAGAAAAAAUAACUGGCCACCUCUUCCUGAGAAUUUUCCAGUAGGUCCUUGUUUCUACCAAGACUUUUCUGUAGACAUUCCUGUAGAAUUCCAGAAGACAGUAAAGAUUAUGUACUAUUUGUGGAUGUUCCAUUCAGUGACACUGUUCCUUAACAUCUUUGGAUGUUUGGCCUGGUUUUAUGUUGAUGCUACUCGAGGGGUUGAUUUUGGAUUGAGUAUUCUCUGGUUCUUGCUUUUUACCCCUUGUUCUUUCGUCUGCUGGUACAGACCACUUUAUGGAGCUUUCAGGAGUGACAGUUCAUUCAGGUUCUUUGUGUUCUUCUUCGUAUAUAUCUGUCAGUUUGCUGUACAUGUACUUCAAGCUGCAGGAUUUCAAAGAUGGGGGAACUGUGGAUGGAUUUCAUCUCUUACUGGUCUUAAUAAGAGUAUUCCUGUUGGCAUUAUGAUGAUAAUCAUAGCUGCACUUUUCACAGCAUCUGCUGUUAUCUCAUUAGUCAUGUUUAAAAAGGUGCACGGCCUGUACCGCACGACUGGUGCCAGCUUUGAGAAGGCGCAGCAGGAGUUUGCGACGGGAGUGAUGUCCAACAAGACUGUGCAGAGCGCCGCAGCCAGUGCCGCCUCCACAGCAGCAACCAGCGCGGCUCAGAACGCCUUCAAGGGCAGCCGCAUUUAGAGAGGCACCACGAGGCACCACCCAUCUCUCCUCUUGUACUUGGUUUUCCAGUCACCACUCUAUUCCCUGAAAGCCUAGAUCAAAAUUCACACAGCAUGUUUAUCUCUUCUGCAGCUGUGCAUGGGUAAAAGGGGAAAUGUUUGGGUUAUUUUAUUACAAAUUUAUUUAUUUUUAAAAAGAUAACCAUUCUUUGCCCUUCUUCAAGAGGCUGCAGUCUAGACUACAAAGGCUUUUAUAUUUUAUGGGGGAUAAACAACAAUUGGCCUGAGAAUGAAUUGUGGUGUAUAAAGGUAUUAAGAAUUCAGAAGGGGGUCUUUUGUGGUUCACUCCAGUUGUUUAACUUCAGUGAAGCACACUGGAUCAGUUAAUUUUCUUUCUAAAAACUGGCUUCCCUGUUUCUACUGUAAGAAGUGGGGUAGGCUGAGAGACGUAGAAAUUUAGGUUUAGCUACUGCUUUUGCAAUUUCAGCAACUGCUAAAGGACAGACAUUAUAAAUUAUUUCCUUGGGUUUUUUUUGGUUUUUUUUUAGGAUAAGUCUUUUGCUAUAAACCUAUAAGUUUGCAUGAAUUCUGUUACCUGAUCCUGUUUAAAUAGUGUUCUGGUCCAGAGUUUACGUGCACCACUUUAUAAUGAUAGCGUUGGUUUGUAUCUAUUUUCAUGGAGUAUUCUCUACCUGUGAGAUAUGACUAUGGUGCAUAAACGUUCUCUGUAGUAGAAUGUGUAACACUGUAAAGUUUAAGGAAGUUAAAAAGAUGGUUUCAGUCCCAGAGUUAAAUGAUUAUAUAUUUUCUACUUUAAAUUUCAGUAUUCAUGUGUUGGGGUAGUAAUUUUGCUGGAAAAUAAACCAAUAUUGACUUAUAGAACCCUAGUUUCUUUCCCACCUUUGUUCUUCUAUGUGCAGUGGUAUUUUUGUUCCAUUUGGGAUUUUUUGGGGGUUGUGAGGUUUUUAGUUUGGUUACGGUUGGUGGUUUUUUGGGUUUUUUUUUGGUUUGGGGUUUUUGUUUUAGUUUGGCUUGUUUGAUUUUUUUUUUUUUUUUUCUGUAAGUGUAGAUUUGUGUUUUACCAGGGGUACUGAACCUUUAGCCUAGUCAGUCACUCUGUUUACUGCUUGUCCAAAGCCCUGAAUUUACAGGUUUUCAUUUCCUAACAGGAAUAUUGUCUGGUAUGCCAAGGUUUUAAGCAAUGGCAUUGAACAGUUACUUGAAUUUAUCUUAACAUUAACUCAGCCGUCUCUGUGAUGUGAUUUAAGCUGGAGGAAAUUUUAGGAGGAAUUUCUUUACUGAAAGGGUUGUCAAGCAUUGGAACAGGCUGCCCAGGGAGGUGGUGGAGUCACCAUCCCUGGAGGUGUUUAAGAGAUGGUUGGAUGUUGCACUGAGGGAAACGGUCUAGUGGUUGAUAGGGUUGGGACAAAGGUUGUACAACUCGAUCUUAAAUGUCUCUUCCAAAUGAAAUGAUUCCAUGAUUCUCUGAAAAAAUCUUUUAAGAUAUUUUAAGCUGGAAAAGCGUGAAGUCUCCAUCUUUAAUAAAAAGUUAAUUUUCAGCUUAUUGAACUGGAGGCCCAGGAGGUUAAAUUGGUGCUGUGGAACCAAACAGUCCAAAAUGGUACAGUAUACUAUCAUAAUUCAGAAUAUAAUCAGGUCUUAGUAUAACAUAAUGUUUCUGCCCUUUGAAGACUUGGAUUCUUGGAUUGCCUCAUGAGUCUUAUGCACAAUACUUGGGUGUUUUUCCAAAUUCUGUUUUAGAAAAUGAGAACAGGACAGACCACAUCCUGCAGUCUGUCUAAGUACAUACAAUGGCUGAAAUGAAUUCAGCUAUUAAGGCGAAUUGCCUUCAGUUAAGACAGCAUUGUUCCAUAAAAUUCCAUAAUCUCAAUGCGGACUGAUUUUCAGAGACUCUUAUUCUCUACACUGUACUCAUGAUAGCAGAAGGGCAUUACAAAAAAUAACCCCCUGUCUUAAUCCCUGGAUCGGUAUUGUACUAUUAGCAUGAAGUCCCUGUUAGUCUCCUUUCUUUUACUCAUUUUUUUACAUACAACUUGAAUGGGGAUAAAUGUUAUAGUUUCAUCUAUGCUGAAGUUCAUAUUAAGGAGUAAUCUUACUUCUAAAUGUUCUCUGCUUCAUAAAAUUAAAAGCAAUUUAAAUAUUCUGUGCAAUAGGGGCUCUAAAAUUUCAUACUAGUGGGCAUUGAACAUAAAUUUGUGUGGUAUGUUAUGAAAAGCUUUCCAGAUAAAAACUACUGCUGAGAUCAGACAUUAUCCUUUUAGCAGCUGUGUAUCAAGGCUAUUAUUUUCAUAUUCUUUUAAACAGAACAUGAAGGUUGAUCUAGGAACUCUAGUAUGAUGGAUUACUUUUAGGUCUAAAUUUUAGCAAUUUUCUUCUCUUUGUAUCUCUUGGAUAGGAAUCCCAGGGACGUCAUCCUUUGCAUUUUAACUUAAGUUGAAGUUUGCAUGAUAACAUUACCAGAAUAUAUCAUGGAAAUAAGCAUUACGAAUAAAACCUGAAUUUGGCCCAGUUAUUUUUACCCAAAUGUUUAAAGGCUCUUUGAGGAAACAUAUUUAAUGUUCUAUGUAUAGAUAGUGUUGAUUUGUAACGUUAUGAGUUUGAGUGUACGGAUGUAAACCUCCAAAGUGAAAUUCAAGGUUCAGUUACACAUAAUUUGUUUAAACUGAAAGUCUCUGGCACUUUGCAGCCCAGAAGAGAGGGAGAAGCUUGAGUUAGCUUCGACAACAGAAGGCUGAUAUUUGUUAAAAUAUUUUGUACUUAAUGAAAACUAGAUUUUACAGUCUCAUGAAGUAAUCAGAGUACAGCACCCACUUUAGUUGUCAUUUUGUAGUAUUGUGGCAAAUGGAGUACAGAGUUUAAACACUGGAAUGUCAGUAGUCAUUGAUCUGUAAUUUUGGAGUUUAUCUGAGGGGAUAUUUGUAUAUUUUGUAAAUUACUAACAAUGCUCAGCCAUCCUGGUGAAUGUCGUGGUUCUGUACAAAUGCACUUCUCCUGUCCCUCUGUUGCAUGUUUGAGUAGUUCAGAAGUUUUGUAUAUUUAUUGUAUUAACACAGUGUCAUAGAAUAAAAAGCCUUUUUUCCUGGGUGUUUGCUCUGUAUAGUUUUGACCAAUUUAGAGCUUUUUUUUCUUCUAAUGUUUGGGUUAACGUGCAGGGUGGAUGAUCUGUGUAAAAGUCUCGUUUGGUUUUUAUAAUUCUGUAUAUAACUGCUGUAAUUCUGAUGAAGUGGGAAAGCAAAAUGUCCACUAUCAAAAGAAUACAUUAAGGGAUUGAGAGUUAAUCUACGCAACUGUUACCAAGAAAAUUCUUAAACACUUGCAGCCCACUUUCUGCUGUAAGCUCAAGAGAGUUAAAGACUAAAUGUAUUCUGUCAUUACGGAAUGAAAUUCUACAGGUAUGGAGUCCUGAAACACUAUUGAAAGUAAAAUUGAGUUGCUGAAAACA